Molecule: messenger RNA, 3116 nt
Organism: Pristis pectinata (smalltooth sawfish)
Lineage: Eukaryota; Metazoa; Chordata; Chondrichthyes; Rhinopristiformes; Pristidae
Gene: shisa10.1
Product: shisa family member 10, tandem duplicate 1
Exons: 4
Coding region: 246-770 (174 amino acids)
Source: RefSeq, a predicted model, not a curated record
CGGACCUUGUGUUUGUGCUGCUGGUAGUCCUGUGAAUGCUGAAGGGUAUUGUGAAUGCUGAUUAUCUUAAGGGCAAAUAGCCUGGUUAAUUAUUUUAUUAACCAGAGAAAGCCUUGUUGAUUUGAAUUACUGAUGCUUCCUCAUUUUAAUGAGCUUUGUGUGACCUUGGAGACUCCCAAACAUCUGUUGUAAACACAAAAGGAUUUCAGAUCCUGUGCCAGGCUCGAUUUUAAACUUGAUUCAAGAUGAGCUUUAGCUUUAGUUCGUUUGUUGCAAUUGGAGUGAGCUUCUUCGGGAUAUUCCUUUUCUCACUUGUGCUCUGCUUAUGCUGCCCUUGCUGCCUUCUCUACAAACUAGCACGAAGAGGACGCCAGCCUGUUGUUACAAGUUCAACUACGACCACAGUGGUACAGUCUGCAUAUCCACAGCAUCAACAAAUACCAACUCAAGGAUUUGUUCCGUACCAAGGCUACACCCCUAUGCCAGUGCAGCCAGGACCAGCUACAAGUGUUCCCUAUCCUGCAAGUAGUCCCUAUCCACCACCAUAUCCAACUCCAUAUUCCGGGCAACCUCCUUCAUAUCAAGAUACUGUGGCAACUGGUGCAGGCGCACCUUAUCCCGUCGUACAGCCGCCCUACAAUCCAACUGCACAGCCGCCCUACAAUCCAGCUGCACAGCCACCGUACAAUCCAGCUGCUCAACCUCCCUACAAUCCAGCUGCACAGCCGCCCUACAAUCCAGCCUAUGGACCUCCAGAGAAGCCACAUUAAUAAACACAUGACCCACUCAAUUAUCAAGUGCAUUUACUGAUUUAUUUUAGCCUGUUACUAUUUUGUACGAGUUUAAUGCUGGAGAUGAAUUACCUUAUAAACAUUUCAAAUGUUCAGCAUUAACUGAAGUUACUUAAGUCUAAGAGGUUAUUUCUCACCCCCAUCCCCACUACCAACCUUGCCACUCCCCCAUUUUUUAAGUCCUUUAUUAAGAAGAUGUGAAGUCAUUUUUAAGUGCAAAUCUUAUCUUUUGAUUAUCUUGUAUUUAGAAAAGUUUCUUUACUUUCUCUUGCAUUUGACAAAAUAGGUCUUUUGAUAUCUGCCUAAGUUCCCCUUCUGUGAAGGCUACGUGUGACCACUUGCCAUUAACAAAAUAUUGCACAUUUGUAAGUGCCCUCUCUCCAACCAUGUUUGCAUCCAUUUUCUUAAAGGCAAAAUGAUUUUGUUCUGUUUUUGCUGUUCUUUGGUCUAGGGUGUCAUCGGUAAGCUGAAAGUUGACGUGCUGUGGGUGUGACAGCAGUUUCCGUGAACCAUUUCUUCCCAUAGUAUCAAUACCAUUUAGGGAACUCUUUUUUAUAUAAAAAAAUAACAAAAUGAAAGAAAAGCUGAAUCCAUGUGCAUUUGUCAGUUUACGUCUGGCCUCCCCAAUCUACAGGCUGACAGCACACUUUUGGUUAAUAACUGGAUUUGCCUUGGGGUUCACUGCUUUUCCCAUCUCUGGGUCUGGUUUUUCCACAGAGCAGAUUUAUUCCAAGCGUCUAUUGCAAAAUGUUGUGCUAAUGUUCUGGGGUGGCACAGUGGCGCAGCUAGUAGAGCUGCUACCUCUCAAUGCCAGCGACCUGGGUUCAAUCCUGACCUCGAGUACUGCUGAUGUGGACUCUGCAUGUUCUUCCUGUGAUUAGGUGGGUUUCCUCCAGGUGCUCCGGUUUCCUCCCACAUCCCAAAGGUUGGUGGAUUGGUAGAUCAAUUAACUACUCUAAAUUGUCCCUACUGUGUAGGUGAGUCAUACAAUCAGGGCAGUUAAUGAGAAGGUGGGGAGAAUAAAAAUGCAAUUAAUAUAGGAUUAGUGUAAAUGGGUAUUGAAGUUUGGCACAGACUUAUUGGGCCAAAGGACCUGUUUCUAUGUUGAAUCUCUCUAUGACUCUGUGAAGGCACACCUACACAUAAUCCCAUUGGCUGGAUAUUAUUAGAGUAAGAAUCUCACUGCGGUUCCGAUCUGUUGAUCAACCAGCCCCGUGUGUCACGUAGUGCCGAAUCUCUGGUCUAUUUCUUUCCACCCAAGGAGUGGGGUGGAAUUAAAAGCACGGUCACAGCUAACAUGGUGUGGCAGCAAAGAUUCAGAGGCUGGUUUCAGGGAUGGUAGGACUGAGUAAUGAGGAAAGAUUAAAUAGAUUGGGACAAUAUUCUCUAGAAUUUAGAAGAAUGAGGGGAGAUCUCAUUGAAACACAUGAAAUUGUUAAAGUACUUUGCUGUAUCUCCCUCUAUAAUUCUGACUUGACUUAGGUUAGGUGCACCAUUUCAGAAGGAGGAGUAGGCUGUUGAGGACUGAGAUGCAGAGAGAUUCCUUCUUUCAGAGGAUGGUGAACAUUUGGAAUUCUCUAUCCAAAAGGGCUGUGGAGGUUCAAUCGUUGUGUUCUUCCAAACAUAGUCAUAGAUUUCUGCAGAUGAGGGGAAUCGAGACAUAUGGGAACAGUGUUGAGAAACGGCACCAAGGUAGAUAAUCUUAAUGAAUAGCGGAACAGCUGGGAAGAGCUUCUAUUCUUGUGUUCCUCCAUUCUCAAGGGAAUUUGAUGAGGUGCCCAGGGAGACCAAAGAGAGAUGGAGGAAAUAGAAUCAUUCCAAAUAAAUGUAUUCGGCAUUAACUAUUGUCAACUUCAUGCCUUUUAUAUUCAAGACAUAAACCAGAAUGUUUGAAGUUUUUGCUGCUGUGUUUAUGUGGAGCACCACGAAGUUGAAUGGAGCUGCUUCUGUCAAGCCAAACAAUUAUAGGAAGCUGAUUAGCAGCACUGUGGGAUUGCUAGGUGAAUGCCGAAAUAAAUUGUGUGCAGUAUGUAUACAGUUGAAACUCAUGCUGUUAUCUUGUUUGCUUUUUCACUUGAUAUGAUUGUUUCCAUCCCCACCCCUAACCAAAGACUAACUAUGAGUUCAUUUUUAUCUUUGUGCUUUGUAAUUACUUAGUAGCUAUUGCCCAAGGACUUUUUGGUUCAAUUCAUUGAAUUGAGAUUUGUAUAUUAUCAAGAUAAUCGAUGCAAUUCAGGUGCAGUAUUGUUGGAAAAAAUAUUCAUUGCAUAAAAUGUUCAAAUCUAGUAUCUGUACAGUAAAAAUAAAAAGCAUGCUGUGUCAAAA